Brenthis ino (lesser marbled fritillary) is the source of this 1614-nucleotide messenger RNA. The record is from the annotation of a GenBank genome assembly. NCBI's taxonomy places the organism in Eukaryota, Metazoa, Arthropoda, Insecta, Lepidoptera, Nymphalidae.
AUGACGUCUCCGCAAGAAAUGAAUAUUAUUAUGCUUGAGGCUAAACUUUCCGCGUACUUUGAACGUAUUCAAAGUAUCUACGAUUUGUCAUGUAGGCUUAAUAGUGACGCAGAUAUCGAGACAUUGGUUACUCGUGCUGAGGGUUUAGAAUCGGUUCGUAGUAGCUUCGAAAAGGUCUUAUAUGAUUUAAAUCGUUUUAACAUGGAGAUAAAUCCUAAAUAUAAGCCAGAUUUCAAAAAACUCAACGCUUUCGAAGACUUGUAUUGUCAUAUUAAGCGACAAGUUUCACUUAAAUGUCUCACUAACAAACCCGCUAUUCAAAGCUCAUAUUCGAAGCCUAGACUUCCAUCAAUAGAACUGAAGGGGUUCGACGGUGACCCGCGCAACUGGCCGCUAUUUUAUUCUAGUUUUGUCGACACAAUACAUAACAACCCUACUUUGACGUCAUCUGAUAAGUUAUAUUAUUUAAUAGGCAAGCUGACUGGCAAGGCAUUGUCGGUGUAUGCAGACAUUACGCCGUCACCUGACAACUACGAAAUAAUAUUUAACGCCCUUGUCUCUAAAUACGAAGACAAGCGGCUUCUCGCGACCACUUAUUUAAAUACUAUAUUUGAAUACAAACCACUUUCUUCCGCGUCACAAUUAGAACAUUUUAUAGAUAGAUUUUCAUCUUCUGUAUCCGCAUUAAAUAAUUUAAAAUUAGAUAAUCUAAGCGAUUUCAUUUUGUUAUAUAUAGCUCUCAAAAAACUAGAUUGUGAGACCACCCGCGCUUUUGAAAUGGAAAACCGAAAUUGUGGAAUUCCAAAACUUGACGAUUUACUUUCUUUUGUCCGCGAUCAAAUUAAAAUCAUACAACGUCAUGGUUCAUUAAAUUCUAAGUCUAAACCUCAUUCAAAUUUACCGCUUGUUUCUAAAAACGUUGUAAAGUCAUUUUUAGUAAAUAGUAAUUCCGCAUGUCCCGUUUGUUCUUUAAAAACUCAUACUCAUUAUUACAACUGUUCUAAGUUUAACGACAAUAAUCCGCGUGAACGAUAUCAGGUUGUCAAGCGCAACCAUUCAUGUGUAAACUGUCUCAGUUUACGACAUACCGCAUCAACUUGUAAAUCGUCUAAUGCCUGUAAACAUUGCAAUUCACAUUCGCAUCACACUAUGCUUCAUUUUAAUGAUAACACGCAUUUCAAAAAUAAAGGUAGCCGCUCGCAAUCUGAAAGGGAAAACGUCCCUGCGCGAGCCGCGUACGUCUCGCCGCCGCGGCGGUCGCGGUCGCCUCGUGGUAAUGCUAUCCCGCUCUCACCCGCACGCGACGCUGCGCGCGCAGCCUCUCGCUCGCACGGCAGUGGCGCGUUAUCAUCACCCGUACACUCGACAGCGCAAGUUCUCUCAGCGUCGCAUAGCAAUUCCGAUACGGCUAAUGACGUAAUAUGCGCUAUGGCGAACACUGUGCGUGCCUCCGCGCAUAGUAGUCACGUUUUGUUAGGUACCGCUCGCGCUUACGUUGUUUGUAGCGAUGGCUCAUUCAAACAAAUUAGAAUUUUAAUAGAUACGGGUUCUCAAAAUCAUUUUAUAACGAAAAAAUGUUGUAAAUUUUUAAGAAUUAAAACAAAGAUUAUUGUU